GCAAAGGGACGCUCCCGUUAGGGUAGGUGACGCAGCCUCCGGGUGAUAAGCGUCGAGCCGGAGCCGCAGUUUUCCUAGCGAGUGAGGUUCAGUCGGGUGGCGGUGACGACAGGGCCGGUCGGUCGGUAAACUUGCCCCCCUGCUUUCUCCGCAGUUUCAGCUUUGAAAGAUGACGUCUAGGAAGAAAGUUUUGCUGAAAGUCAUCAUCUUGGGCGAUUCAGGGGUAGGAAAGACCUCCCUAAUGAACCAAUAUGUUAACAAAAAGUUCAGUAACCAAUACAAGGCAACAAUAGGGGCAGACUUUCUAACAAAGGAGGUGAUGGUGGACGAUAGAUUGGUGACAAUGCAGAUAUGGGACACAGCAGGGCAAGAGCGUUUUCAGUCAUUGGGUGUGGCAUUCUACAGAGGGGCUGACUGCUGCGUGCUGGUCUUUGAUGUAACGGCGCCCAAUACGUUCAAAACUCUUGAUAGUUGGAGAGAUGAAUUUCUCAUUCAAGCUAGUCCACGAGAUCCAGAAAACUUUCCCUUUGUGGUCCUUGGUAACAAGAUAGACCUGGAAAACAGACAGGUCACCACAAAAAGAGCACAGGCAUGGUGUCAGAGUAAAAAUAACAUACCCUACUUUGAAACCAGCGCAAAGGAGGCAAUAAAUGUGGAACAGGCUUUUCAGACAAUUGCACGGAAUGCACUUAAACAGGAAACAGAAGUGGAGCUCUACAACGAAUUCCCAGAACCAAUCAAACUAGACAAGAAUGACCGGGCAAAGACUUCAGCAGAGAGCUGCAGCUGCUGAGUGGGAGGGAUGAUCCACAGUCCAGGCCUUGACCAGUCCUCAUUCUGUCCUUCCCCUUUGACCACAAGCCAAGAUUCCUUCAUGCACCUUGGAUAUUGCCUCUGUGCACAAGGAAGAGCUGCACCUAAUUAGCAGACCUAAUGUAUAAUAACUGGUAACAUUGGAAGGAAAACUAAUGUAUACUGAACUUAAGUUUAUUGUCUGAAGACCCAUGUUUUACAAUUGUACUGUAAAAUGAUUUUUAAGUCUGUUCUGUCUGAAGGUGAGAACUGGAAUGACCAAUGUUCUCUCUAUUCUCAAGCCCAUUUUUGAACAUGGUUUUGGAAAUGACCUAACCUAUGUUUAUUCCCUUUCCUUACCUGCUCCCUAACUUGUCUUGCAUUGAUGCCUGUCAGCUUGCAAAGUGAGCCCACUUCAAAAAAAUAUUAAUUGCUCUUUGAUCUCCAUAAGGCAAGUGGAAUGCUACAUGGCUCCUCUAAGUCCUAGCCAGAAUUUUUUUUUAUUGGCAGUUAAUACUAAACGAAAGUAACUUUGGUUCAAUAUUGUGUAACCACCAUUGACCUGCUUAAACUUGGCAUUUUGGUUUUCUGUUUGAGUUGAUUUAAACGUGUUUGUGUACUGUAUGCAGAAAAUCAGUAUUAAGUUAGAAGUCUAUUUGAUUUACCUUAAGCUACCCAAGGAUGAGAUGACUAGAAUUAUUUCUGAGCAGACUUGCUGACAGCAAUGUCUGCUACUAGUGAUAACUUGCCAAAGUUACUGGUCUUGCUUCACAGCUUACAAAUAUUUUUUUCCUUAAGGUUCACAGUCUAGUACAUGGGACAAAUUUCUGUAAUCAUGAGGAUAUUGCCAAUAAAUAGAACAGGAUUGAA
This is a messenger RNA of Hypanus sabinus (Atlantic stingray), 1662 nucleotides long. It is a transcript of the gene rab7a, whose product is annotated as RAB7a, member RAS oncogene family. The coding region runs from base 170 to 793 and encodes 207 amino acids. Lineage: Eukaryota; Metazoa; Chordata; Chondrichthyes; Myliobatiformes; Dasyatidae. The record is from RefSeq and is a predicted model, not a curated record. The transcript is spliced from 6 exons. Gene Ontology annotation, cellular component: late endosome; lysosome; phagocytic vesicle. Gene Ontology annotation, molecular function: GTPase activity; GTP binding. Gene Ontology annotation, biological process: endosome to lysosome transport; phagosome-lysosome fusion.